AUGAAUAUUCAACAAAAAAAUACUACAGUGUCAAGUAGCCAACAAUCCAGUGUCAAUAAUCCACGACCGUUGCCACCAAUGAUAACUACUGACCAACAACAGCAACAACGUGAGAAAUCAAGUAAAAAGAAGAGACGAACAACUAAGAGAUGUCAUGGUAAUCAAAAACUACGGCGUUUUAAAAAGAAAUGUGUGAAAAGAGGACUGAACAGAGAAGAAAUACAGAAACGAAUCGAUGAAUAUAAUUGUAAGAAAAAUGCAAAUCAAGUAUCAAAUGAAGGUACUGAACAAAUGGAAGUAACUACAACGACGAAAAAUAAAGAAACUAAAAGAAAAUCAAACAAACGUAAACGAAUGUCAACUUCGAUAAGUUUACGAUCUAUUACACAACCAGUGCCAAAAAAAAUAAAGAGAAAAAGUGUAUCAACAAUCAAUCCGAUGUCGAAACAAACGAAUUAUCAAUUACCAAAAUAUUUGAAAAAAUCACCAAAUGUACUUUUUCAAUCUUUACGUUUACAAUUAGAUCAAAAGUUAAAUACGAAGGUUCAACAAAGAUUUCUUCAUUAUCGUCUUCAAUUGAUUGAUCAACAACAUCGUUUAAAUCUUCAUCAAAAUUUGUGGCAAUCUUAUUGUACUCUAGGCUGUGAACAACAAAUAUGGCCAGUAAGCUUUUCUUCAAUAUAUGAUUAUUUUCAUAACAAAAAUCCUUUUUUU
This is a messenger RNA of Adineta steineri, 714 nucleotides long. Lineage: Eukaryota; Metazoa; Rotifera; Eurotatoria; Adinetida; Adinetidae. The record is from the annotation of a GenBank genome assembly.